Molecule: messenger RNA, 2777 nt
Organism: Arachis stenosperma
Lineage: Eukaryota; Viridiplantae; Streptophyta; Magnoliopsida; Fabales; Fabaceae
Product: probable cyclic nucleotide-gated ion channel 20, chloroplastic
Exons: 13
Coding region: 284-2590 (768 amino acids)
Biological process (GO): transmembrane transport; monoatomic ion transport
Cellular component (GO): membrane
Molecular function (GO): monoatomic ion channel activity
Source: RefSeq, a predicted model, not a curated record
UGUUAUAUUUAUAUAUUUCUCAAUAUUCUUUGAAGUCUUUUGUAAGCUUUACAGCUCUAAUUUUUGAUGGUAUUCUUUGAAGUCAUAAAUGUGUUCAGUUCAGACUUCAAUUCCUCUUUGUCUUCCAAGCAACUCUCUCAGAGGAGAACCUCUUCUACAGUUAUCAACAAGCUCUUAAAAAUGAACUUUUUCAUCACUUAAUUUCGUGCUGCCUGAUUCAAAAAUCCUCUUCCUAACAGUGGCAGGUUAAUUUGGGAAGAAAUUACAGAACUGGAAAGGAACCAUGGCUAGUCUUAAAAAUGAUGAGCUGCCAAUGCUGUUGAGAAAGGAAUCAAAGGAUGAAGAACAAUAUGAUGAGACCCUGAAUUCCAAAUUGCAGAGAUUCUUAUCCAGGACACAAAGUUCAAUUGCAAUUCCUAUGAGCACCCUGGAGUCAUAUGAUAGCGAAACUAGUCUUGUUGGACACACUGGUCCACUGAAGAGUGAGAGAAAAACCCCCUUUCCACAAAUGAGCGGUCCACUAUAUGCUACCGGAACUGUCAGUCAUUUACAGCAGAGGAUGGUUGGUACAGGAAGAAAAGAAGAUGAAAGAAAGACAGAAAAAUUUGAUGCUUUCCGUGGCACUGGUUCGAAUAACUGGCAUAAUAACCAUGAUAAGGAAAAUGAACACUUAAUGAGGUCUGGACAACUUGGAAUGUGUGAUGAUCCUUAUUGCACUUCUUGCCCAACAUACUUCAAGCCUUCUCAACAUAAAGUUUCAAAAUCUUCGACAAUAUUUGAUCCCAAGUUCCACAAUGCUCUCUAUGGGGACGCCAAGGGAUUUGCAACAAAGUUUUAUUCCCUUUGUUGUUCGUACAUUCCUGGAGUUAUAAAUCCUCACACUAAAGUCAUACAACAAUGGAACAAGAUUUUGGCCAUUUUUUGCUUGGUUGCUAUUUUUGUGGAUCCAUUAUUUUUCUUUGUAUUUUAUGCACGAGAGGAUCAUAAUUGUAUUGUUGUCGACUGGUCAAUGACAACAACACUUGUUAUUGUUCGAAGCUUGAAUGAUUUGGUAUAUUUCUUUAACAUUCUUCUCCAGUUCAAAUUGGCUUAUGUUUCUCCUGAGUCAAGGGUGGUUGGUACUGGAGAUUUAGAGGACCAUCCGAAGAAAAUCGCACUUCAUUACCUUCGGGGUUAUUUUUUUCUUGACUUAUUUGUUGUAUUUCCUCUUCCUCAGAUAAUGAUAUUGUUUGUCCUGCCAAAAUCCCUUGGGGGAGCAAAUUAUGCUAAGAAUCUUCUGCGUGCAGCAAUCCUUGUGCAGUACAUCCCCAGAUUGUUUAGAUUUCUGCCUAUGCUAAUUGGCCAGUCUCCAUCAGGAUUUAUAUUUGAGUCAGCCUGGGCAAAUUUUAUAAUAAACCUUCUAAUUUUUAUGCUAUCUGGACAUGUUGUUGGCUCUUGCUGGUACCUCUUUGGUCUACAGAGGGUUAACCAAUGUUUGCGAGAUGCCUGCCACAAUUCUAAGAUCCCCGGAUGCAUGACAUUCAUUGAUUGUGGGCAUGGUCAUGAUGGAGUCUUUCAGCCUGGCCAAACAUCAAAUCAGUGGAACAACAAUACUGAUGCUGUUGCUUGCUUGAAUCCCCCAUCUGAUGGUGGUUUUGCUUAUGGGAUAUAUCAAAAUGUUGUACCUCUUACUACAGAAACUAAUGUGAUCAACAAAUACAUCUAUUCUUUGUUUUGGGGAUUCCAGCAAAUCAGUACUUUGGCUGGUAAUCUAGUCCCUAGCACUUUUGUGUGGGAAGUCCUUUUCACUAUGGCCAUUAUAGGAUCUGGACUCUUGCUUUUUGCUAUUCUCAUUGGUAACAUACAGAAUUUUCUUCAAGCUCUUGGGCGGAGGAGGCUAGAAAUGCAACUCAGGGGACGUGACGUGGAGCAAUGGAUGAGCCAUCGACGCUUACCAGAAAAUCUAAGAAGGAGAGUACGACAGGCUGAACGUUAUUCUUGGGCUGCAACAAGGGGAGUGAACGAAGAAAUGCUUAUGGAAAAUUUACCAGAAGAUCUACAGAGAGACAUAAGGCGUCAUCUCUUCAAAUUUAUUAAGAAAGUUCGAAUUUUUGCUUUGAUGGAUGAACCUAUCCUAGAUGCCAUUUGUGAGAGAUUAAGACAAAGGACAUACAUAAAAGGAAGUAUUAUAUUGAGUAUGGGUUGUCUGGUAGAUAAGAUGGUAUUCGUGGUGCGAGGAAAGCUCGAGAGUGUCGGAGAAGAUGGAAUAAGACUUCCGUUAUCCGAAGGGGAUGCCUGUGGCGAAGAACUUCUAACAUGGUAUUUAGAACAUUCUUCUGUCAGUACAGAUGGUAGAAAAGUAAGGCUUCCUGGACAAAGGUUGCUUAGCAACAGAACAGUGAGGUGCUUAACAAAUGUAGAGUCAUUUUCGCUCCGCGCCGCAGAUCUUGAAGAAGUCACAAUCCUUUUCACAAGAUUCUUGCGGAGUCCGCGUGUUCAAGGAGCCUUAAGGUAUGAAUCACCUUAUUGGAGAUCCUUAGCUGCAAUUCGUAUUCAAGUUGCAUGGAGAUACAGGAAGAAACGUCUAAGUCGUGCUGAUUCUGCAGUUUAAAAUUUAAAAUUGAAAUAUAGUGCGAGUAUCGUUAUUCGUUACCAUAUACAAACGCGUAAUUGUGUAAAUAAUAAAGGACAAGAUUGUAGUCUGAAAAUUUUCAAUAAGACAAUUAUUGUAACUAGUAAAUGCCCAAAAAAUGAAUCAGAUUGGUGAAUCGCUGACGCGGACGUUAUCAUUUUCGCAA